AUGCGCUUCUUCUGCUCCCUCGUCGCAACCUUCCUCUGCCUCUUCGCCUACACCGACAUGGUGUCGCGCGCAGCAGGCAUCCAUAAGAUGCACAUCCGACACUCUCGACCCCGUUCCCAGAAUCCAUUCGUACCUGGCGGACCCGACACGCUGCCCGCCUUUGUCGACGACGACCGCAACCUCAAGCUGCCCGCAGUCGCGGGCGCAAAGGUCCAACUCUUCGCCUUUCGUCCCCAGUCCGGACUCGAACCCGUCGUGGUGCCCGCCUACGUCGACGAAUGGUUUGACGUUGCCGACAUCGACAGGAUCAGGGACAUCAAGCGCGCCGUCGUCCACACUCACGGCCAGAUCCGCGACGGCUGGGCCGCCUGGAAGGAUGCCGCCGACGCGCGCGCAAAGCUCGACGAAGCCACCCAACGCUCGGUCGUCAUCGUCGUGCCUCAGUUUUUCAACGGCUCGGACAAGGACAUCUACCACGGAACUGGACCCGGCUCGACGGGCAACCUGCUCGUGUGGGACCUCAACGGCUGGGGCGAAGGCGCCGUCAACCAGCUGCCCGAGAGCGACACGAGCGUGUCGUCGUUUGAGGUGCUCGACACGCUUGGUCGGUACCUGACCGACCCGGAUCUUUUCCCCCGCGUCGAGCACAUCACUUACUCGGGCCACUCGCUUGGCGGCCAGCUCACGCACCGCUACUCGAUCCUUGGCGACGCCGAGCCUGCGCACGGAUCGACGGCCACAGUGUCGUUUGUCACCAUCGACCCGGCAACCAGUCUCUACUUCAGCGCCGAAAGGAAGGGCCCUCCCUGUGCCGGCAUGAACGAAUACAAAUACGGCUUCGACAAGCUCGACGAGCACUUCCCCACGUACUCGACGGUGCGGGGCGCCCUCAGGGACUUCUAUCAGUUCCGCUACCUCAACCAACGCAGCUCCCACCUCAUCCACGCCGGCAACGACCACGGCCAGGGCGAUUCACGGUGCUGGGCCAUGGCUCAGGGCAAGGACCGCGUCGAGCGCGCCCAGAACUACCACGACCACCUGCGCCAGAUCGUCGACACCAUGUACCCCUUCCUGCCCAGGCCCCGCGAGCCCCUCGACAACACGACCGAUACCAAGGGCCCCUACCAGAUCGGCCAGGUCACCGUCGACUGGGUGGCCGGCGUCGCCCACAACGGAGCAGCAAUGGUCGGAUCCCUACCGGGCAGGCAACGCAUCUUCCUCGACAACUGA
Messenger RNA from Pseudozyma flocculosa PF-1, 1230 nucleotides. RefSeq lists its product as uncharacterized. NCBI's taxonomy places the organism in Eukaryota, Fungi, Basidiomycota, Ustilaginomycetes, Ustilaginales, Ustilaginaceae. Bases 1 to 1230 code for a protein of 409 amino acids. The record is from RefSeq and is a predicted model, not a curated record. The transcript is spliced from 11 exons.